AUGCAGUUCUGCUCACUGCAAGUUUUGCACUUCGCUCGCCCCCCUCUCAACAAUCUGCUCCCCCCCGUCCCAUCACUUCACUUCACAGCACCAACGGCAGCGACUGAGCUGAGCCGUCCGUCGCUCCCCUGCUUCUUCGAUCCUUGCUCCUUCCCUCCUCCACUCCUUUGCUCCUCCGCUCCUUCGUUCCUCCGCCCCUUCCCUCCUUCCUUCUUCGCUCCUCUGUUCCGUCACUCCUUUGUCUCCUCCGCUGCUCCUUCUCCUCGGCUGCUCUGCUCUCCUCCGUCGCCUCCUCUGCAGUGGCAGAGGAUUUCCCUUCACUCCUUCGCCUCCUCUGCAGUGGCAGAGGAUUCCCCUUCACUCCUUCGCCUCCUCUGCAGUGGCAGAGGAUUCCCCUUCACUCCGUCGCCUCCUCUGCAGUGGCAGAGGAUUCCCCUUCACUCCGUCGCCUCCUCUGCAGUGGCAGAGGAUUCCCCUUCACUCCUUCGCCUCCUCUGCAGUGGCAGAGGAUUCCCCUUCACUCCUUCGCCUCCUCUGCAGUGGCAGAGGAUUCCCCUUCACUCCUUCGCCUCCUCUGCAGUGGCAGAGGAUUCCCCUUCACUCCUUCGCCUCCUCUGCAGUGGCAGAGGAUUCCCCUUCACUCCGUCGCCUCCUCUGCAGUGGCAGAGGAUUCCCCUUCACUCCUUCGCCUCCUCUGCAGUGGCAGAGGAUCACUCCUUGCUCCUUCGCUCCACAGCUACUCCCAUCUCCUCUGCGCCAUCUCCUCUGCGACAUCUCCUCUGCGCCAUCUCUUCUGCGAGAUCUCAUUUCCUGCGGAAUGGAGAAAAGCCAUGA
Messenger RNA from Closterium sp. Naga37s-1, 834 nucleotides. The record is from the annotation of a GenBank genome assembly. NCBI's taxonomy places the organism in Eukaryota, Viridiplantae, Streptophyta, Zygnematophyceae, Desmidiales, Closteriaceae.